This is a messenger RNA of Vombatus ursinus (common wombat), 1937 nucleotides long. RefSeq names its product protein tyrosine phosphatase type IVA, member 3 (gene PTP4A3). The coding region runs from base 1284 to 1805 and encodes 173 amino acids. The transcript is spliced from 6 exons. NCBI's taxonomy places the organism in Eukaryota, Metazoa, Chordata, Mammalia, Diprotodontia, Vombatidae. The record is from RefSeq and is a predicted model, not a curated record. Gene Ontology annotation, biological process: protein dephosphorylation; endothelial cell migration. Gene Ontology annotation, cellular component: nucleus. Gene Ontology annotation, molecular function: protein tyrosine phosphatase activity.
UCCGUCCCUGCUCGGGUUCCUGCUUCCUGCAGGAAGCUUCUGGGAGGAUGGGAGUUGUUUACCACCUCAGGCAAUAGCAGCCCCGAAGCGUGCCCCAGCGUGGUGGGUGCUGCUCAGGACCGAAGAGGGAAACUGGCCAGGGGUGAGGAAGGCUAGCCCAGGCCACAAGCUCCCAGCAGCAGCUGGCCUUUGGAGCUGGAGAGGGAUGGAGAUGACUGUUGGUCCCUUACUCUCAGGAUUGGAAGUUGCUGGCCUCUGAACAGCCCGGGAUUUAUGGAGACGCCUGUGGGGAGCAGCUUUGAAUACUGCCACGCGCAACAUCGCGCCCGCCGGUGAGGAGGCGCCCGUGCCCGGCUGUCACCAUUCAAGGCUCCUGCGAAUGGCUCCCAACGCCCGGCGUCCGCCCGUGGCUGUCCCUGCUGCCUGAGCCCCCUGCUGCUCCCAAGGACUCCCCAUACCCCGAUGGGGUAACGUGACCCAGGACGCCGUCACUGCCCCGAACUUUUCAGUUAUCUACAGAGGCCUUCUCUCCCCAGUCGAGUUCAGUUUUACGUUGCUUCUGUUUCUUGGGGUUUUUUUUUUGUUUGUUUUUGUUUUUGUUUUAUUUUUAAACUUGGAUCCCUCUGUUCUUUUGAUUGCCCAAUCAGUGGGCACCCCAAGAGUGGGAGAGGGAAGGCUGAAGGAAAGGAGGCUCCUUUAGCAUUUGCCUGCUGCUGGCUGGGCCGGGCUGUGUACAGCUGUGCCCCACUGCCUAAACGGGGGCUCACAGAACAGCAGAUCUAUGGUCUUUGUCUUUGGGGCCCUCCCCUCCCCAUCCUACCCCAUAUAAGUAUUUGGCUUCAAGUUCUGGAGUCUUGGCCUGGUUGUUACGUGUAUAGGAGGGCCUUUUUGGGGGUAGGGGAAGGGGGUGUAUUUUUUUUUUAAGAGUCAGGCUUUUUGGUGAUUUUUUUUGUUUUUGUUUUUGUUUUUCUUUUUAACAGACUAGAACCCUUGUGACAACCGUAACACGUUUCCCAGAAGCCGAUAACAUUUGCACAACAUUUGUGUUGGUUUUGAGGGGUGUUGCUUUUUAACUCUUUUCCCCCCCCCACCCUCAAAAAGCACAGGGCUCUAUUUCUCUCAUCUGGGUGUUUUAUUUUAUUUUAAUUUUUUUUUUUUUUUGGUGGAGGUAGGGAUCUGACGGGCGCCCUGGUCCCUUUGUCCCUCCUUAUCCCUGAUCCCUCCUCUGGUCUUCUCCUCCCUGGCCCCUUUCUUACCUUCCUACUGCCACAAGAGGCCACACCAUGGCUCGGAUGAACCGGCCAGCCCCUGUCGAGGUCUGCUACAAGAACAUGCGGUUCCUCAUCACUCACAACCCUACCAAUGCCACCUUGAACACCUUCAUUGAGGAUCUAAAGAAGUAUGGGGCCACCACUGUGGUUCGGGUAUGUGAGGUGACCUAUGACAAGACCCCUUUGGAAAAGGAUGGUAUCACUGUCAUGGACUGGCCUUUUGAUGAUGGAGCUCCCCCUCCUGGCAAGAUCGUGGAAGACUGGCUCAAUCUGCUGAAAACCAAAUUUUUUGAAGACCCUGGCAGUUGUGUUGCUGUCCACUGCGUGGCUGGCCUGGGGCGGGCUCCUGUCCUUGUCGCUCUGGCCCUGAUUGAGAGUGGGAUGAAGUAUGAAGAUGCCAUCCAGUUCAUUCGACAGAAGCGAAGGGGUGCCAUCAACAGCAAACAACUCACGUACCUGGAAAAGUACCGGCCAAAGCAGAGACUCCGAUUCAAAGACCCACACAACCACAAGAAUAAAUGCUGUAUCAUGUAACCUCGGCAGCCUCUCGCCAAGCACACACACACCUGCCCCCACAGACCGACUCGACUCUCUCUCUCUCUCUCUCUCUCUCUCUUUCUCUCUCUCUCUCUCUCUCUUUCUCUGUCUCUCUCUCUCUGUCUCUCU